AUGUCUAUUGCGCCAGGGGCCGCCAAUUUCCCCGCUUCAGCAUCAUUCCAUGUCCCUACCGAAGUUUGGGCACAGAUCUUCUAUGAAUUUCGCGACGACAAUUACACCUGGUCUGGGCGGAUAAACUGGCGUAGUUAUGCUUAUCGGGACCGAGAUGAUGUCUCAGAAGAUCUGACUACGCUUCAGAGUUUACGCCUGACCUGCCGCAUUUUCAAUCACAUUGCGUCCCCGCUGUUGUGUACUUUUCUGCGGCUCGAAUUAUCACAAGCCUCGCUAGACCGCUUGAUAGGGUUGUCCAAGAACCCAAUUAUCAUCAAGGGUCUCCGAGGCGUACAGCUGUCGCUCGCUUAUCGCCCUCCGGAGCUUGCCCAUGAUAUAUCGAACUACAUGAGGAAUAAGCUCGAGACCCUCACUUUCGAGGCUGUUCCGCAUUGCCAAAUAGAAACAGAAUUUCUAGAUAAGAAUUCUACCACUCAAGAAAAUAACCCAAGGGGUUACCGGCUGUUCAAAUGUCUCGAUGAGUAUGAGGCUCUUUCAUCUGAAUGGGAAGCCCAUAUUCAAGGCCAAAAUUCAUGUAUUUUGCCUCAGGAUCCAGGGUCAUAUCAAUGCAUCUUACGACAAUCUUUUGAAUCAUAUAAACGCUUGCACGAAGAGCAGUGCGAGUUGCUUAUGAGUGGCUCAUUUGUUCACGCGAUAGCAACCGCCACAGCCAAGACUCAGCAUCCGAUAGCAUUGAGUCUCCAUGAUCAUAUUUUCUGGUAUAGUGAUGACAAUGACUUCUCUAAUGAAGACUAUUGCACGGAACUUAUCUUUGAUCGAGCAAAGCUUUCCCGACUCUUACUCCAGCCUCAUUCCUGGGAAGCGUUGGAGAUAAUGCCCGAGAACCCGAUGAUUUUACCUAUCCGAAUUCUGGUAGACCUACCCAUUGCCAUCAAUGAAGCUGGUGGAUGCUUGGAUAGCCUCAGCCUCGAUUGCUUCUCUUCCGCCUGGAAAAAUGUCCCGAUGGCCUAUCCCCACGGAGGCUUAUCAGAAAGUCUGUGGAGCCAACUCGGGGCUGCAUGCCAGCAGUUAAGAGUAUUUGAAUUUGGCGGCUGGUUUAUGAACGAACAAGGCUCAACAAGGCAUAAUGUCAAAUCUGAUGAGAAGUUUUACGUUGAUAAAUACGUUUCAGUCAUGCUCACUUCGCCCAAAUUGGAGUGUGCCACUAUUGACAUGGCGUGUUUCUACCUGGAAGAAGGCAAUUACGAAAUCCAAACAUACCUUCCGCAGAACACUAGCUCGAGCCUUCAAAUCCUUGCUCUCGAAUAUUCCUACUUAUCUCAAAAGGAUCUGGAGGCAUUGUGCCGAUUGGUUGGUCCUAACCCCUCCUCAAUUCAAAUCUCAGUCACGACAUUGUUAGACGGCAGUUGGUCCAAUGCUCUUGAGAUAUUAAGAAGUCAGUUUAAGCCUUGCUCACGCAGCAGAGAGUGCAUGGUGUCAUUCUUCCACCUAGCUGGUGGAGAGAUUGGUGCGGUACCAAUGUCUGACUUUGAGAGCGACGAUGGUAAUGAAAGCGGGGACGGGCCUCAGGGAGAGUACGAGAAAAUGAUCUCCCAGGCAGAACAAUAUGUGUUAGGCUCUGCCGACCAUUUUGCUUAUAAUUAG
Molecule: messenger RNA, 1644 nt
Organism: Clonostachys rhizophaga
Lineage: Eukaryota; Fungi; Ascomycota; Sordariomycetes; Hypocreales; Bionectriaceae
Source: the annotation of a GenBank genome assembly